CGAAGGUACCAGAAUUAUAUUUUAUUUAAAUUAUAUAAAACAUAAACAAAUAAUAAAAAAAAAAUAUUAUAUACCAAUUUAUCAUUUGUCUAUGGAUCAAAUGAAAUGUGCUAAGCCAGGAACAGAUGUUUUAAAUUUUCAUUUUCUAUAAUUAUCGCUGAAUUUAACCUUUACAAUACACAAAUACGGCGGUAAUUGUGUUGUUUAUUAGUGUAGUGCUAUGAUUUAUCGGAAAAUUUUUAUGUUACGGUGUAAAUAUAGUCAUUGAAACCAUAAUGUAUUCAAGCAAAGAUGCGGCAAACACUGCGUACCCGACGCAGUGGGCUUUGAAUCCCACGGCGUAUCAAAAUGUGGACUCUAGUCAAGUGGAUUGGGCAGCAUUAGCUCAGCAAUGGAUUGCUAUGAAGGAAGCGGUGGCAAUAGUGAGCGCACCACCGCCUCCUUCAGUGAAGCCAGAAGCCGAGGAGGGUGAAGCGCCGAUGGAAGUCGAAAAUAAUGAUAAUAACACCGACGGCCCCCCUCCCGGUGCGGAGUGGAACUCGACUUCUAACUCGUGGGGAAACAACUGGAAUCAGUGGGGUUGGGGGUGGCCUGGUUCAGGACCAGUAGAUUCGAAAAUGCCUCCAGAUCCAAACCUAGCAAUGCCACCCAUGAUAGAUGGGUAUGCAUUACCAACUGAUGCAGGUGCUCCUUCCAUGCCAGGAUACUCAACAAGUACAGGGCCAUCGUCGACAUUCCAACAUGGCUACUGGACUGCACCACCUGGGGAGCAGGGAACAAACAGGACAAACAUCUCUAACCGCGAAAGAAGAUCCAAGAGUAAAACCAGAGACAACAAGAACUCCAGAAACACACGAUCACAUAGGGACAAACCACCAAUAAUUCCAGCAGUGUUGGAAUCCAUAGUCCCGCCUGUACCUAUGCCAACACCUACUUUGGAUGCGGCGAAACGAAGGCAACUACCAGCGUGGAUAAGAGAAGGUCUAGAGAAAAUGGAGCGAGAAAAACAACGCGCACUGGAAAGAGAACAAGAGAAGAAAGCACGCGAAGAAGCAGAGAAAGCAAAGAAGCUUCUAGAAGAAGAAGAAUUGAAAAGGCUAAAAAAUGAAGCAUCAGGACAACCUAUGAUUCCGCCGAAGAGCAAAUUUGAAUCAGACUCGGAGACAGAAGAGAUGGAGCCAGUCACACAGGACAAAUCGUCUAACAGCACUCCUCCAAAGGAAGAGCUUGAGGAACAAUCGAGGGAUGACGUUAAGGAGGAACCACCAACCCUCGUCAAGAAAACCAAGGAGGAAAUCAUGCAGGAAGUGAUGCUAGCAGUUAGACGCUCGCUAACAGAAAUCCUGCUUGAGGUGACGGACCAGGAGAUCGAAACGGUGAGCCAGGAAGAAUGUGCCAGAUAUAACGCAGCACAAGCGUCGCGCAUCAACGCUAUGAAGGCGAGCAAGUCGAAGGCACUCGCUGCUAUCGCCAGUGGCCUCGGUUUGGGCGCGUACGAGAGCAGUUCUGGCGAGAGCGGUGACGAAGAUGACCAGAACGACAUUUCUGACCAACAGCUGCAGGAGAUCAUCAAGCGCAGGCGGCAGGAGUUCGAGCGCACGGCGCGCGAGAUCGAGGCGGAGGUGCGCCGCGCCGAGGCGCGCGACCUCGAGCCCGCCGCCGCGCCCCCCGCGCCCGCCGCCUCCCCCGGCGACCACACGCCUGAGCGCGCCGCGCGACCACGAUCGUCGGCGACUCCACCGCCUGUAGACAGCGAAACACCUGAAAAAAUUGUCGAAAAACAUUCAUCAAAAGACAAAAGAAAUACUCACAAAUCACACGACAAAAUUGACGGAGUAAGAAAAGAAGCAGCUGCAGAAGACAAAUCUCGGAAAAUUGACAAAUGGGAGAGAACUCCAAGUCCGCCAGCAAAAAAUAGCAAAAAAGCUAAUGACAAAGAGAGUUCGUCCUCAACCAGUGACUCUGAAGACGAUUCGUCGUCUAAUUCGAGUGAAUCGUCGUCUGAAAGCGAACCCGAAGUUAAGGUCAUAUCUAAACAUUCGAAGAAACGCAAACGACGAAGCUCAAGUUCUGGCAGCUCCCAAAAGAAACAACAUCGAGACAGGUCCAAAGAGAAAUCAUACAAAGAAGAAAAAUACUAUAAAUCUAAAUACUACGACGAGCAGGAACGAUCAGAGAGACCCAAGUCGAAACGGAAAGACGAUUAUUAUGAGAAACAGAGGUCAACAAGAAGCAGCAAAGAGGAGAGGAGUAGAUAUAGGGACGAAUCGGACGACGAGCGGCCGCGGAAACGUUCGAAACGAUCGCGCUCGAUCAGUUACGAGUCGCGCUCGGGCAGGAAGAAGAGCUCGCGGGAGUCCGCCGACCGCUCCGAGCGGCGCCGCCGCGACACGCACUCGCACGACGCCGAGCGCUACGAUAAGUACGACAAGUACGACAAAUAUGAUAGGUAUGAACGGGGUAGGGAGCACGAGCGACGCCGCGACCGCCGGUGAACAUCAGGUUACCAACACUGCAGGUUGUAUUCUUCAUUUGUUUGUUCCGUUGAGACAGCCCUGUCCAUAUCUCGUCAAUUAUCGAUAACUUGCCACAGUAUAUCGAUACUAAAUUUCGAAAUUUUAUAUCGAUUAGUUAUCUGCCACUUGACAGUAUGAUUUUAAAUAUACAAUUAAUAUUCACGCCUAUUCCAAAUACAUAAUUUAUAUCGCAAUUAUAAAAUAAUAUUUUUGAAUUAUAAGUACCAAAUUGUAAAGUAGACUACGGAUUAUAUCCCCAUGUGCCUUAAAUAAAAGGAUACCAGAAAUGUAUUUUUACGCAUAUGAUAAUUGGUUGCCGUCUUGUUCGUCAGAUAAUGUUUUUAACGCUGUAUUUCAAUAAAAAUACAUUAUUGAUCUCACCUCAUGAUAGUAUCAAAAUAAUACAAAGUAUGAUAAGCAGUAUACAUGGGUUGAGGAUUGAGACGUCCUUUGCCGAUUUUACAAACAAUUUUCCCGAGGUUUUUUCCCCAGAAAGGGUUAACGACAUGCAGGCAGCCAGUGGUAAAAACUGAGGCAAAUAAUUUAUGCAACGACCUUUAACAAAUGAUUUCAAUCAUCGCUCUGAUUCCGAAAAUAAAAUAACCAAAAAACCUCAUUCGUAAGCAUAUAUAAACGUUGUAUUGAUUGGUCCAUUUUCGCGAUAGAUCGAAAAAACUAUUUGGAACGUAUAUUGACAUGGGCGCCAGAAGGGGGGUGUAAGUAGGUGCACAUGCACCCCUCUGCUCGGAAAUAAAUCACAAAAAAUAUAUGUCUCCGCAUGAUUCUGCAACAAUGGGAACUAUCGACCACAGAGGUUUUAUAUUUAUGAUAAAGUAUUUUCAAAAACCCGCCUGAUUUGAAUUUGAAAAACUACUUCAUGAUAAUAUUAUGUAGUAUAGUGCAAUUUGAAUUUGAAAUAUACUUAAUGGUAUCAUAGUAUUAUGUAGUAUAGAGCGUAGGUGUAGAUGCACCUCCCUAAAACUAAGCUUGACGGCGCCCAUGUUUAUUGAUAGCGGCGGCAAGAGUUGAAUUGACGGCACAGCGUAGUGAGAUAUGGCAAGGUGGAAAACAACAUCCUUCCACUUGAAUAGAUCUAGCCAAACAACUUAGCUGCAUUUAGAAUCGUUUCAGUAGAUACUUAUCGGAAUUAAAAUUUAAGGAUGCAUUUUAUUACCUGAAUUUGACUGCUUAAUUUGUGUAACAUCCGGCUAUAAAACCCAAUAUUCAAUUAUUAUUCUCGCGUGUUGGCCAUAAAACUGUAAAAAUUACUGCAGGUUUUCAUAAUAUAAUCUUCGUUAAUUUUGCACAAUUGCUUUGUAAUGCAAUUAUUACAAAGAGAUUUAAUUAAACUUCCGGUAAAAAACAAUGUAAAUUACUAAUUUAGACUCAAUAUGCGGUUUAAUCUUAUUAUGUUAAUUAAAGUAGGGUUCAUGCAAUUUCGUGACCUCAAAGAUAAACUUAGAUAAACUUAACUGGACAAACACUGUAGUUAUAGGUAGGAUGUAGACGAUUUACAUAUUAAUCCCUAAUUUAAGUAAGCUGUAUUUUUAUUUAAUGUAUCAAAUUUACCAAAAAUACAAUUUUCCUUAUGAACUAAGACAAAUAACUCUUAGGUGGUAACAUACCAAUAUUAAAUUGAGAUCAUAAGACAAAAACUAUAUCUCGGUACCUACACUAGGCACAGCCUGAAUCGUAGGCGACCGAUGUACAUACCGCGUUACACAUUAUAAUAAAAUAUUUUUUUCUUUGGAGAUGACAAUCCUGUUAGAAAUUCAUUCCCUUUAUUUUUAUCCACUUGCCAAUAGUUCUCGAUGCUCUCGUAAUUUUAUUCUCGAAAAUAAUUCAAAAUUAUGAAAAGACGUUAAAAAUACAUUUCUGGCAUCUAGCACAACGAAAAGACUGUGAUAUAUUUUUUUAUUUUCUCUCUUACAGGUGGGAGCAGAUGCGGCUUGCCACAAUGUAAAUAUGUAAUAGUGUUUUGUGUAUAGUAUUAAUAUUUUAGUGUGCACCGGUCACUCAUCGCAUAUUCCAAUAAAUUAUAAAAUAAGUGAA
Molecule: messenger RNA, 4568 nt
Organism: Manduca sexta (tobacco hornworm)
Lineage: Eukaryota; Metazoa; Arthropoda; Insecta; Lepidoptera; Sphingidae
Product: arginine/serine-rich protein PNISR
Exons: 11
Coding region: 276-2495 (739 amino acids)
Cellular component (GO): nuclear speck; presynaptic active zone
Molecular function (GO): RNA binding
Source: RefSeq, a predicted model, not a curated record